This is a messenger RNA of Aureobasidium namibiae CBS 147.97, 660 nucleotides long. RefSeq lists its product as uncharacterized. Bases 1 to 660 code for a protein of 219 amino acids. The transcript has a single exon. The record is from RefSeq and is a predicted model, not a curated record. Gene Ontology annotation, molecular function: acyltransferase activity, transferring groups other than amino-acyl groups. Lineage: Eukaryota; Fungi; Ascomycota; Dothideomycetes; Dothideales; Saccotheciaceae.
AUGGCAAACCCUAAGUCCUUCGCAAUCCGAUCUUCACGAUUGAUAAUCGUACCUUCUUUCCUUCUCCUCGACAACCUCGCAUAUAGAGACCUAUACUCAUCUCUGCACCGCAUGUCAGACUUCACAACCAUGGCUUUUGGAGCUGCGUGGGGUGUGAAAGAUUGGGAUACCUCAACCAUUCACCCCAUAAUCUCCCGCGAAGUGCAGAGAUCAUGGCAAGUAAGGAGCAUGGGAGAUUUUGGCGUGGGGUUAUUGCCAUCGCGCACCACAGAACAGCAAAGCGGUGAAGAAGAGUGGAAUGUUCUAGACGCGCCUGAGUUGCAGUUGGAAGAAGCGCAAUGGAUAGGUUAUGUGGGUGUGCGCGACGCAACUUCCACCGCCCAGCCAACUACAAAGCCAUGGCAGCAAAUGAUAGAAUUGCGGUAUGGUUUUCAUCCUGAACAUUGGGGCAAGGGAUAUGGCACAGAAGCUGCAAAAGCAGUAAUGGGAUGGUGCGAACAGACUCUUGGGGCUGAGAGAUUUAUCGCAGAGACAGAAGUGGAGAAUGUGGGUAGUGCGGGGAUAUUGGGGAAGUUGGGAUUUACAGCAAUGGACAACGAGAAGGAGGUAGUCUGGGGUGUGGAGGGUGAGAAAGAGUGGCAGAGGUGGGUAAGGAAGUAG